This is a messenger RNA of Lactuca virosa, 693 nucleotides long. NCBI's taxonomy places the organism in Eukaryota, Viridiplantae, Streptophyta, Magnoliopsida, Asterales, Asteraceae. The record is from the annotation of a GenBank genome assembly.
CUUUUGUAACCUUCAUUGUUGUCAAAAGGAAGAACACCCCAAUGGAAUUUAUCAGGAAGUGUAUAUGACACAUUUUAAACUAAAGCAAUGAGGGUUUAAAUGCAACACCAAAUAUUUCCUCAUUCUCUUCUCAUUUUCUCAUUCAAAAAGGAUCAAACAACAAUCAUUCUCUUCUUAACCUUCAUCACACAAAACACAUAGAUUUCACAAUUCAAAAAGCUACCAAUUAAUGGCACAAGCUUUCAUCAAAAUGCUUCUUCUUAUCACCAUUUUCUCAAUACAUAAAUCAGAUGGGCAAUUUGAUGAUUGGUGUGUAGCUGAUGAGCAAACCCCAGAUGAAGAUUUGCAAAGGGCAGUUGUUUGGGCAUGUGAAAAUGGUGCAGAUUGUAGCAAGAUUCAACCAAACCAGCCUUGUUUUCUGCCAAAUACAAUCAAGGAUCAUGCAUCUUUUGCAUUCAAUAGCUACUUUCAAAGGAUGAAAGCACAUGGAGCCACUUGCUAUUUCAAUGCAGCUGCUCUUGUCACUGAUCUUGAUCCAAGUCAUGGCUCUUGCAAGUUUGAAAUUCAUGGAUGAAGAUAAAGUGGCAUGAGAUGGCAAAAAUUUAUGUACCAGUUCGUUCGACAUAUUUACAAUUUAACACAACAUGAUUCAAUUCCAAGUUUACUCUUUUUUUUCUUUCAAAAAAUCAAUAU